GCAUCGCUCGCCCGGCUGCUCAGUCAGUAUACGGUGGAACGUUGCGCGGUCAAAAGCUUGCUGAAGACGCGCGUGUGUGGGUGUGUGCGUAACAACGAUUGCGAUAGGCAGAUCUUGGAGUGUCCGCUCCGGCCACUGGAGCUACCACGUCCGUAACCGAAACCUGCGCCAUGUGCGAAUUACUCUCCCGCGUUGUGCUCUAGUUUUCAUCCACGAUUCUCUCGUUGCUUUGGUGUGUGACUCCAAAGUGACUCCUGCAGAACAUUAACUGUGUGCGUGUGUGUGUGUGUGUGUGUGAGUGAUCCGCGUUAAAAAGAAAAGAGCGAUAGAAUGCCCUCCGCAAGCAAGGACAAAAUCUUUGGCCCGUGGAACCGCAGCGAAAGUACGGGCAACGUCGUGUACCUCUCGAACAACAACACGGCCGACAAUUUGGCGAAAAUGUUUUCCCGCACGGCUCCAUCGAGUCCGCGAUGGACACCGUACGGAUCGCGGCACAAUUCGCCCCCGAUGCCGAGCUCGCCGCUGUCCUCCUCGCCGCCGUCGACGCUGCGCCGCAACUACUCCAGCACCUUCACGCUCAUCCCCGAGGAUCGCGAGCUGGAGACUGUGCCACCGUGCGCACCGCCAUCAACGGCUGCAUCCACGCCGGAAGCCCCGGCAUCCCAGCAGCGCGUGUCCAGCGGGCGCAUCCUGCUGCGGCUGGUGCUCUGGUGGCCGCUGCUCCUAAUUGCCGUCGCCCAGCGGCUGCUCGGCUGCUGCAUGGCGCUGGCCUGGAAGCCGUUCCUGCUGGCGGCACCAGCCUUCUGGCUGUCCGCCUGCCUGUGGAUGUUCUGGAAGCUGAUAGCCCUGCCGUUGGCCGGCCUGAAGUGGGCCCUGGUCGCGCUGCACACGCCCGCCCACGAGCGCAACCGCCGCAAGCGAACGAUCCUGAUCAGCUGCGGUAGCACGAUCCAGACGCUGCAUCUCGCGCGCAACUUCUACAAGUCCGGUGCGCGCGUCGUCGUGUUCGAGUUCGAGGGUCUGUUCGCGCUCGCCCGCUUCUCGACCGCCGUCAGCAAGUUCUACGCGAUCCAGCGGCCCACGCCCGAGACGGUCGGCGAGUACAUAGCGGCCCUGUGCGAGAUCGUGGAGAAGGAGCAGCCGACCCACUACAUACCGGUGUGCGCCACGAGCCCGGCGCACUACGAUGCCCUCGCCAAGCCACACCUGGAGCUGCGCGGUUGCUCCAGCUUCAUCCCGGGCGCGCAGGAAACGUCCGUGCUGGACGACAUCCUGCAGGUGAUGCGCAAAUGCCAAGCGAACGAGAUACGGCUCCCGCCGCACCAGAUCGUAUCGUCGAAGGAGGAACUGGCCCGCCUGUACGACGGCGGCUGGCUGGCCGGGUUCCGCAACGUGAUGGUCGCUUCCGGGGCGCUCGGGCUGCUCGAGCGCAGCAAGUACGUCCUGCCGGCCAAUCGGCGCGAUCUGCGCCUCAACUACGAGGUGAGCGAGGCGCAAAAGUGGGUCGUCAUACGGGACGUGAUCGGGUCGCACUACGUCACCUGCACCACGGUGAAGGAUUCGGCCGUGAUCGCGAACGUGACGUGUGCGAUCCAGGCGGACACGCGCAGCCUGGUGCCGGAAGAGAACGCCGCGAUCGACCGGUGGCUGCAGGAGUUUUUCCGCCGCAUACGGCUCCAGCGCCCGAUCAACGGGCACAUCAGCUUCCGGCUGGUCAAGUGCCAGUGCAGCGGGCAGAUACUGCCGCUCGGCAUACGGGUCGGCGUGUCGCUGCCGUACAUCUGCUACACCGGCGUACACUCGCGCGUGCUCUGCAAGCCCUGCCCGCACUUUAGCCGGCAAAACUCGGGCCCGCUGGUGCAGGAGGGCGGCCGCUACUGGAUCCACGAGACGGUGCUGAACGCGCUGCGAAGGCCAAGCGUGGACGCGGUCCAGCAUCUGAUCGGCACGGUGAUCGACCAGCGGGAGGCCCUGUUCGUCUACUGGGAUCCGCUGCCGUACUGUGCGUACUAUCACUUCCAGCUGCCGUUCAACUCCGUCAAGCGCUUUCUGCACAAACGGCAAGCCUCACGCACCUCCGUACCUGCGAUGGCCGCACCGGUCCAGUGAGCCGCCGGGUGGCGGGAGCAGCAGCAGUGUUGCUGGUGGUGGUAGCUCCUCCCGGGGGCUCCUUGAGAUGACUUCAACGGGGGAUAGAGUUUAACGCAAAAACCGCAGCGCUCUGAUUGUGUUGGAAGAUGUAGGCGCGCGCGGGUGCACACACGCACCAGCACGCUGAUCACGAUGAUUAACACGUGUGAGCUGUGCUGCCGCUGUUGCUCUUUUCCCACAAGAGGGAGCCGGGCGAGGGAGCAACAGGUCGAACGAAAUCAAAAACAUCCUUGCGGCCAAUCUUGCCCAAUGUAGCGAUGUGGCAGGCGAGGGCAAAACCAAUCGAACCGGAACCACCAGCUACCACUACCACGACGACGACGAUGGCAGGGCGCAGACCAGAGCAAAAGUGAUUACAAACAUACAUAAGCAUGGAGAGAGAAUCAAUAGACUUUGAUCGCGGUUACGGGCGGGCACGCGGUGACACGCGGGCCCGCGUGAUGGGCCAGCUUUGCGGGAUAUAUGUAACAUUUGGCUCGGCGAGUCAAUGAUAGUAUGUGUGUGUGUUUGUUUGUUUGUGUGUGUGUGUGUGUGUGUGUGUGUGUGUGUGUGUGUGUGUGUGUGUG
Molecule: messenger RNA, 2717 nt
Organism: Anopheles merus
Lineage: Eukaryota; Metazoa; Arthropoda; Insecta; Diptera; Culicidae
Exons: 1
Coding region: 331-2109 (592 amino acids)
Source: RefSeq, a predicted model, not a curated record